CAUUAGGUUCGAGUUCGGAUGCUUCCAAGCUCGCUAGAAGUUUUUCAAUUACCACCAAUCGUCUGGUCAUACCUAGGUUCAGGUUAAAGUUGAUUUAUCUUCCGAGAAACCAUGGACGGUGCACCUAUAGACUCUACUCACCUGGAUUGGGGCAACGUCGGCCUCGGCUUCUCCUUCAUUCUUUUCAAUGCGUUCAUUUCUACUUCGCUACAACUCGGAAUAGGAUCAUCACUACUCUCCGCGGCCGUACGUUGUGUGGUGCAGCUGGGACUAGUCGCGUUGGUGUUGCAGAAGGUGUUCGAGACGAAUAAUCCAUGGGCAGUGGGCGGUAUUGCAUUUUUGUUGAAUUUAUUGGGGACUAUUGAGGCAGUUGUGAACAAGUCUAAAAAGCGCUACGAUUAUAUGUUCUUCUCCGUAUUGUUUAGUAUGCUGUGUUCGACAAUACCCGUCUCUAUCAUAGGCGUCCGCUUCGCCAUGGUCAUAGAGCCGUUCUGGAAGCCCGAACAAUAUAUUCCGAUUGUUGGCAUGUUGUGUGGAGGCACAAUCUCGGGAAUUAUUGUUUCCGUGUCCUAUGUACUGCGGGAGAUAUAUGACAAUCGCGACAAAAUAGAAAUGUACCUCGCAUUUGGAGCAUCACGGUUUGAAGCGUGUAGACCUGUUGCACGAGAAGCUCUUCGUCUUGCAUUGGCUCCAACGAUCAGCCAAAUGAGCGUGAUCGGAAUCAUUGCUAUUCCAGGCAUGAUGACCGGUGCCAUUCUUGGUGGCUCUUCAGUUCAGCAGGCAGCGCGGCUCCAGAUGGUUAUCAUGUUUAUGAUUUCAGCCUCCACAGCACUUGCAUCGAUUAUCACCACGACCAUUACGCUUGCUGUCGUCGUCGAUAGCGAGAACCGCCUCCGCCCGGACCGCGUCGAUGUGCGCGAGCAUCCGGUAUGGCGUGCGAGGAACUGGCUCUUCAGCCAAGCAGUGAACGGGGUGAAAUGUACCGUUGGGCUUAUACGUAAGGAUCGACGAAAUGGGGCUGCGGAGACGGAGAGGUUGCUGGGCUGAAGCUCAUCUUGUUGGAUCUAUCAAACUAUGAUUCUUCUUUCGCUCUGCGUGGAGUCUACACAUCCUAUCGUGUUGGUCUGAUACCCCAAUAUGAACAUAUUACCAGAUGUUACUAUGUAACGUCAAAAGGUGUCUAACUGGAGUUAUUUAUUUCGGUCACAAUGAUAUUUUGUUGAUAUGAAA
Molecule: messenger RNA, 1230 nt
Organism: Suillus bovinus
Lineage: Eukaryota; Fungi; Basidiomycota; Agaricomycetes; Boletales; Suillaceae
Exons: 8
Coding region: 112-1047 (311 amino acids)
Source: RefSeq, a predicted model, not a curated record